CGUGCUCGCGACCGUUACACAGAAAUAUUGUUUAAAUGUUCGGCUUUUAUAACAUUUAUACACUCGACGCGUCAUUGCCGCGCGCGUUGCCAUAAAGCAAAAUAGACCGUAAAUUAGGUUCCAGAAGUUCGAACACCUCUUUCGCCGCUCUCUCCCAUUCGGUUGUAUCUCAGUUCAACGAAUUCCGAGACACGGCGGCAAGCAAAUUUGAUUAGCAGCUAUCAAAAUUGUAUUUUCUGCGGCUCGACGUGUCGGCACUUAAUCAGCAAUUCAUUUCGCUCUUCCAAUAAUUGGGCGAAAUCCCAAGGCCCCAGGCGAGAACCUCCGCAUGCGGCUCUAUAGAAGGUGGUCAUCAUACAUAGCAGUGAAAACAAAAGCCAAUCCAAAGACAAAACAGUGCCCGUGAAUGUGUGACAAACGUGUAUGCAAAUGUAUUCUUUUAAUUGUGCAACAACAACAACAGCAGCAGCGCAGCGGAGUCUCAGCAAUUGGCACAAUUGGCGAUAAAUCAGCAGCAGAAGAAGAAGAGGCGGUGGCGGAGAAGCAGUGUGAACUUUUAGCAGACGCAGCGGAAAAACACAACAAACGAAAAAAAGAAAUAGUAGCGGUGCAUGUAAAAGGGAAAACGAAUAAAUCUACGAACGAACUGCAAGCGAGAGCGAGAUAGCAACAGCUGUCUCAUUAGCAUUUCCAACGCGGGGGAGUAAAAGUGCACUUCUCUGCAAAGAGAAGCGCAAGGAGUGUUAACUAAAAAGGAGUUCAAGCAGUUUAUAUGCAGGAGAAAAGGCUUACACUUAUUAGAGUGACUUUUAAAAGAGGCAACUAGUUCGACUUUCAGAGGAUGAAAUGAACUCUCUUUGAAUAAUCCAAAAUUGAAGCUAAAAAGGAGUUAUAGAAUUAAAAAAAAAUUGGAAAUUAACAGAACAAUUUGGAGUGUAACAAGCAGUGCAUCUUAAGAGUUGGAAUUUAAGAGAAACGGAGUUACUGGAAACUAAGAGAGAAAGGAGUGACUGGAAACUAAGAGAAAAAGGAGCUACUGGAAGUGAAGAGAAAAGGACUCCGCAAACAUCUUAAGAGAAAGCAAGCAGUGCCAGUAGUCGGAACCGGAGUAACGCCGCCCCACUCUCGAGUAUCGAUUUCGCUGUUUUCCUCAGCCAUUCCCUGCGAUUUCUUGCCAUUUAAGUUGGCAACCGUUGACAGUUGGCAGCUGCAGCGGGCGGCGCGCGGGGCCGGGGCCAUCAGCAUGUGGCCCUAGACAAAAGCAACAACCAUAAAAAGCUGAAAACAGAGGGCAACCCAGAGGAGCGGAGUUGGAGAACCACUUGGCAUUCGGGCAACGAAGCAUAACCAGGCGGUUGGGCUAAGACCGGAAAAGCGUCGAUGAGUUGAGUGCCCCUCAGUACCACUCCACUCCACUAUCCGCCUUCCACCCUCUGACCCCUCAACGCAGAGUAAACCCCUCCGAACUCCGUCCCGCAAUGGAUGCGUCGCCCCUGUCGCCGGAACAGGCUCCCAUCUUGGCCACCGGAAGGUCGUUGGACCAGCAGGUGGACGCCAGUUCGCCCAACCACUCGAACUACUCGAAUCUCACCAACAGCAGCAGCAGCAGCGGGAGCAGUGCCAGCAGUCCCUCGGCCUGCUCCUCCUCGUCUUCCUCGUCCUCGGCACCCCAAUACAGUGCCGAUAUCCGGGCGGCUGCACUGCAUCCACAGCAGCAACAGCCACAGCAGUCACUGCGCUCCCAGCAGCAAAGAGGAUCUGCCUCCGGCUCGGGCUCAGGUUCGGGCUCGGCUAAAACCUGUGAGCUGGACCUGGGCGAGGAGCGAGAUACCUUCUCGCCAGUCUCCAGUCCGGACUGCAACGGAGCAGCCGCCGUGGAUGUCCUGCCCUCCUCCAGUGGCUCGUUGGACAACAAGAUCUACGAGGGCGGCAGCAAGGUGAAGCCACCUUCCAAGGAGGAGAAACAGCGACAGAACGAGGAGAUUGUCUGCAUGGAGACCUCGACGGUGUCCACGGAAACUGGCUCCUGGGAGUCCAUGUACCCCGCAGCAAGUGUGGCUCCGCCGGAGGAACCCGAGGAGGCGGAGGAGACCCCCUCGGUUUUCAAGGGCAUCAGUGCCAGCUCCCUGCUGCGGGACCUGGAGAAGCGGGACCAGCCGUUGUCCACCUCGGGAACGAGUGCCUGCUUCAUAGACGCCUCUUCGCUGAGGGACGAGGAUGAGGUGCUGUCCUUCCCCAGCCUAGAUGGACACGCUCAGGAGGAGGAAGUCGGUCAGGAAGUGAACGGCGAGGAGGAGGAGGGCGAACCCUCGCCCACACAGCAGCUGGAGCAGUUUCACAAGUCCUUUGCCCGGUGCAAAGGUGUGAGAUCCGUACAACAGCAGCCGGAGCAGCAAGAUCCCCCAGAUGAGCCCGAGGUGGAGGUGGACCGGCCUGCUGCCAUGUCGGUGCCCUACAGCUUCCAGCACAAUGCCCAGCACUUCAGUGUGCAUCCCCUGGGCAGCAGUCCCAAGUUCAGCCACCACCAACAGCAGCAGCAUCAUCAUCCCGAUCUCAGCUACACCACGGACUACUCCUCCAGCAGUCCGGCUCCGAGUCUGGUGUGGUCGGAGCAGGGCAGGACUCACCAACAGGGUGGUGGGGCCUCCUCCUCCACGCCCCACAACUCGAUGGUGCACAUUGAACCCGCGUCGGCGGGCAGCAACAACUCCUCCAUUCACAGGGAUUACACGCUAUCUUCCUCCCUCUCCCAUCACCGGGAUUCGGGCGCCUACUGCAGUGAUGCCACGGACUCGCCGCUGCCCCUGCCGCGCACUCCAAAGAGAAGCUCCAAGUUCGACGAGGCCAAUCCCAUUGUUUCGGGCGGAGCAUCCAUCGAGGAUUUCCGGGAGAAGCAGUGCGAGAGUCCCAGCAUCAAGAGACGCACAGACACCUGCCCGAUUGUCUCGGGGGGAUUCGUGUCCCUGGACUUUGCGCCCACUCGCCCGCUGGCGGAUGAGGACGACGACGAGGACCUGAACGAAGAUGCAGAGAUAGCCGGCGUGGAGAUGCGCGUCAAGUCGGGACUGCUGCAGAGGAAGCCCGUGCCGGGCAUCGCCUCCUGGGUGGUGGACAUGAGUGACUGCCGGCCGGAGAGGAGGAGGAGCACCAGCAGCACCACCUCCAGCUUCCGCGAGCGCUCCGAUUCGAACAGUUCGCACAAGAGCGGCUGUGGUUUCUACGUUUCGCUGGAUGACAUGGACAGGAAGCCGGCCCAGGAACAACCAAAGGCAGCAGCAGUAGCUCCUCCAUCGCAGCUAAGCAAAUCCUACACAGCACCCAAGUCAGCUGGCUUCUUCGUAGAUCUUUCCCAGAGCGGCAAGGCUGAGGAACAGGCCCCCAAGGAUCAGGAGUUGGCUGUGGCCAAGGAGGAAGCCAAGCCGGAACCCAAGAAUAUAUUCUCCAUGUUCAUUGAUUUUGGGGAGCAAAAGGCGCCGCGCUCCAAUGGCCGGAAGGAACCUUUGAGUCUGGCCCAGAGGCUGUCCAGCUCCCUGAGCUCCUCGGCUUCGAGAAGGGGCGGCGACACCGAGGUGAUGAAAUCCAGCGCCAGCUCCACGGAGACCCUGAUGGCCAAGAGCGUGAACCAGAAGGAUUUGUCAGCGGGCACUGGAGAGAGUAAAUCACUGGACUACAGAUGCAAUUUAGAGCCUCCCUUAACGGUGGCUGCACUGCGUCGUCUUUCGCAGCAGCACCGCCAGCAGAGCGAUCCCGCCAAGCGUCACAGCUGGGGCAGCAAUGGCCAGCCGGAGCAGGCAUCCGGAUCGGCAGCGGGAACGGGAGCGGCGGGCAACGACUGCAAGCGUUCCAUCAGCCUGACCGCCAAUGGAGCCACGGAUUCGGCGGGAGCGGGUCUGAUGAGCAUCAUUGACAAGCUGCCCAUUAUAUCCAAGGCCUCCUCGCUCUCCAUCGACAGCUCUGUCUCGCCCUACGACGACUUCAGUGGCUCCAAUCCCGGCCUGAGCAGCUGUUCGGAGGAGGAGCAGCAGGGCCUGGCCCAGGGCAGGAUCAAGAAGAGGCGCAGGGAUGCUCAGUUGAAUGAGACCUAUGACAAGUCCAGCUUGGCCUCGGUCACCGAGGGCAUUCUCUCCAAGGACUUGUCGCCCGCCUCCAAUACCGACACGGAUGAUCUCACCUUCCAGCAGGACGAACAGCUGGCCAAGGAGCAGGCGGAACUGAUUGCUGCCGUGCCGCUGCAGCUGAGCAGCAGCUCCAACCGCACCAGCAGCGUGAUGGAGACCAUCAUCGAGGCCAAGGAGACGGCCUCGCCGAAGAAGCAGGUCACCCUGAACAAUGGACACACCAUGGAGUCCCUACACGCCACCAUUGAAAAGCAGAAGCAACUGCUGGAGACGGUCAACGAGCACGGGGAACAGACGGCUCAGCAGCCCUCUACGAUCCCCUCGAGCUUCGUGAAGCUCUCCGACAUGGAUAAGCCCGUAAAGCACGACCUGCAGUCCCCGGACUCGAUGAGCAAGAGCGUGGGCAACAACCACAGGAGCUCCCAGCUGGGCCAGCGGCUCUACCGGGACGAGAACCGGGCGCGUCCGCACUCCUGGGCCAUGACCAGAUCCACGGGGAACACGCUGCAGAACUUCACCAACUCGGUGGACAACAUAAGGAGUCUCUCCCGGCUGUUUCCCAACUUCUCCAAGGAGUUCUCCAACUCGCUGCCCAAUGGCAUGACGCUGGAGCAGGUUCAGGGCCAGCAGGUGGACUAUAUCCAAACGGAUCUCAGUGCGGACUCGAGUCUGGCCUCCAGCUUCAGCAGAUCGGGCAUGGAUGAAUCCUCGCUGAGCUGCAGGCAGCCCAGGCGUUUGGGUGAGGACUUGCUCAAGAUGUUCCUGCAGGAGAUCGCCACCGACAUGCUGGUGGAGGUGCACGGUCGUCGCAUCCGCGCCCACAAGUGCAUCCUGCGGUCCCGCUGUCAGUACUUUGCUGCCAUGCUGGCGGGCCAUGGCUCACAGAGUGUGGUCUCCCUGCAGGGCUACUCCUACGCAGCCGUGCACUUUGCUCUCUGUCACAUCUACUCGGGUGCCUCGCAUCCGCCGGAUGGCAUUAGCCUGAUGGAGCUGGCCGCUCUGGCGGAUCUGCUGGGACUGGAGGGUCUGAAGGAGGUCACCUCGCAUGCGCUGAAGACGAACUACUGCCACAACUUCCAUAAGCCCUGUUCCGGCUGCACUGACGGCAUCCUGCAGGUGCUGCCCGUGGCCCUCAACCACGCGCUGGACGAUCUGUACAGGAAGUGCCUGCGCUGGACGUGUCGCCACUACCUGAAGGUGUGGCCCACCAGGCAGUUUGCCCAGCUGCCCCCGGACAUCCUCGGCAGAUGUCGCCAGCAGAUUGUGGCCUAUUUGACCUCGGAGACGGUGCUGGACACGGUGCUAGACUGCGACCACCUGCUGGCCCAACUCUCCGCCUAUCGCUGGGGCCACGUCUGCGAGCAGCUGGUGCGCGAGAUCCUGGAGGCAGCCUACGCCUAUGUGGGUGACCACUUUGCCAGUUUGAUCGCCAGCGAUUCCUUCCUCUCUCUGGGCCACGACCGCAGCAGGCACAUCCCGCGCCUGGAGACGCUGCUCCUGCACACGGCCGCCGAGUUGACGCCGGAACAGGCCUGUCGCAGCUAUCAGCGGGUAACCCGCUUGAACACCGUGCUGCAGGCAAAGGUCAUCCACAUGCCCGCCAGCCUGGGGCAAUCGGAGCUGGCUAGGGAGCUGCAGGGUCUGCAGGAGGAGCAACUGGACUGGCAGCCGGAGUACAUUCGACUGGUGGGGGCCCUCGUCUAUGCCGUAGAGCAGUGCCUCAUCCGGCAGUGCUCACGGGCCAUGCGCGUCACCGCCUGGCAGCGCAUGGAUCUGGAAUUGCGCAAGAAGAUCCAAACGCUGGCGCGUCUCACCGAGCCGCUGGACAUGAAGCGGCAGAAUGGCAAGCCGGUGAGCAAGGCCUUCUCCUUUGGCGGCAGCACGCGCAGCCAGGAUCUGGUGCAGAUCAAGUUGGCCAUCCAGGCGCAGACGAAGCGAGCCCAUGCCCAGGAGACCCUGUUGUACAAGGCCACCCAGACGCAGGACGCAGGAGGAGUGGGUCAUGUGCAGACAACCGAGAGGGGUGUUCAGGCCAAUCAUGAGUCGCGGGAGGGAGGCAGCAAACUGCUCAAGAGCAACUCCCGCGCCUACGUUCCACAUCGCGCCAGCUCCCAGGUGACAUCGGAGCGCAACAGCUUGAAUCUUCAUCGACGCACACAGUCGGAGGCUCCGCCGGUGACCCACAAGAAACCGGCUGCGGUGGCACAGGCUGCUUCCGCAGUGGAACCAAAGACUGCACAAGGAAAGCCCUCCACGGUGGCGGCCAAACUGGGGGAGGUGCGUCCCCGUUACCUGGAACCGCGCAAGCCCAGGGCUGCGGCUCCAUCCACCACAAACGGACAUGGUGCCGGACCCGUGCGCAGUGCCACCAGCUCGAGCAUUCCCGCCAACGGAGGCAGGAAGGCGCCGGCCAAGAACCUGCACAUCUCUUCCAGCGACAGCUCACGGAACUCGAGUCCGGCGGCGCGUAGAGUGCAGAAUGGCACGCGGCUGGGCAACAAGUCGAGCAAUCUUUCCAUGGACAGCCUGGCGUCGCCGGCACGUCGCGCUAAGAGCAGCUCUCGGGGACCGCAGGACCGAUACUCCUCCGACCAGAAUUCGCUGGCGGAGAGCAUGAAGAGCUCUGUGAUCACCAACAAAACGAUCUCACACGAGUCGCUCUCGGGCAGCUCGAAGCUGGCCAGAAUCCAGCAGCUGAAUGGCCACGGCAAAGCAGCUUCCCCUGGAAAGGCCAAGGCCACUCAGCGGGGCUCCACUGUGGGCAACAAGUCGACGCGCCAGCUGAAGCAGCAGCACAAUGCGAUGGCCUCCAACGGGUCCAGUCCCAGCUCGGUGCACACAACCAAGUCGGCGGCCAGUCGCCUGUCUUCCGUCAGCAGCACCUUUUCCACGCGAGAGCUGUUCAAACAGCGCUCCAUUUCAGUGCCUGCAGGUGGUGCAGAUGGAGCGCCGAAUAAGGGACGCCACAGCUUUCUUUCGGCCAAGUCCCGCGAGAUCCUGGCCAAGCGGGCGGAGAAGAACAAGCUGCAGCAGCAACAACAGCAGCAGCAGAAGCAAACCGAAGCCCCCGGCGAGGAGCGUGGAUCGGUGCAGCUGCGUUCCUCCGCUGGCCCCCUGCGCUCCUCCUCACAUUCCGCGGUGUCCAGCAUGCUGCAGCAGCACAAUCUGCGCAACAGCCUGCCCUCCAGCAUUCCCACCAGGCGCCCCAACACGCUGCAUCUGAAGAAGACCACUGCGCUGACCAAUGGAGUGGGUGGGCCCACCAAAACGGCCACUAAUGGCCUGUCAAACGGCAGCUACAAGUCGGCCCAGGCGGUCAAACAGAAGCUGGACCUGCUCAUCGAUGCCCAGCUGGAGAGUGCGGUGCCCAAGGAGCGGGUGGAGUCCAAGCUGGAGCGGUCCAGCACCUUCUGCAAGGACAGCGCCGACCUGGACAUUAGCGAAUUGCAGAUUGUGGAGUAAGCAAGCGAAGCAGCGGGAGGAACAGCAUCAACAUGGGGUCGUAUCAAAUACGGCCCCCGAGCGGAUGCUCCGAACCCGAAUCCAGAAUCCAGAACCGUACACGUCCCAUAAGGCAACACUAGUCAAUAAUCUAGCAUGCAGCUGCCGUUGCAGUUGGCGCAUGAAACCAUUAUACAAUACGAUAAUAACAAGAUGAUGUUACUACCAGCAGACAACUAGCGCGAUAAUUAAACACGUUACAUACCGGACAGCCGAAACAAGUUAUGGCCGUCUAACCUAACCCACUCCGAAGUAUGAUUAUAUUAGCCUAGCCAUGGAUUGUAUGCGAAGCGGAUGGGCCUGGAAAACAGAAAACUGAACGUGAAACAAGUAUUUGGUGAUAUUAUUUAGAGUGCGCUUUAUGUUUACGUUGAAUGCUGAGCGACAAGUGCUUGUACCCGAACUCUCUACUCAAAGUACGAUCCAGCGGAUGCCCACUACAUAUAUGCUUUACGCGCUUUGCAGCCUGCAUUUAAGGUCUUUUUCUCGGUCUCUCUACCCCGCUUUAUUGUUAAAGCCCGCCCGAUAAUACCCUAUAUAUAUUAUAUAUGCAAGUCUGUAUAUAUCUAUAUGAGAAAAGGAUCGAAAUCCAUCUCUAGAAUAUUUUAAGCUUGAUCUUUUAUACUGUUGUUUAUUUAACUCGUACUCUUAACAAUGGCGCAUUACUUCAGCAAGGCAACCAAGGAAACGUCUUUAACAUAUUAUUUUAAACAACUAAUUUAUACAUUUUAAUUAUUUGGUAAAUGUAGAACGAGCGAAAGUGAAUUUUGUAAGCAACGGCAUUGAUAUACUGACAUGAAGUGCAAGAGAAAUAAAUGUGUGUAUUUAUUAAAAGUUACCAUAUAGAA
Molecule: messenger RNA, 8467 nt
Organism: Drosophila biarmipes
Lineage: Eukaryota; Metazoa; Arthropoda; Insecta; Diptera; Drosophilidae
Exons: 5
Coding region: 1479-7580 (2033 amino acids)
Molecular function (GO): protein binding
Source: RefSeq, a predicted model, not a curated record